AUGGAGGUGUUUUUUCAACUGCCGCAUUGUGAAAUAAAUGAAAAUGUGCUAAGAGAUGUUCAAAAUAAGCGUGAUGUCUUGAAGAGUCGUAUAACACACAUUAUAGAUUGUGAGGCGUAUACAUGGCGUAAAAACAAUUUUCUACGCGAAGUUUCUGUAUUGUGUAGAGCCACAAAUAUUGUUACGACGUAUCAAAUUUACAUUCCAAAUGUCACGCUGUUUGAUGAAAAUGAUCGCGCAGUCCGCUACCAAAUAAGGGUAAUACACAGUCUGCCCAUUAAAAGACGGCGUAUUGAUAAUAAUUUUUAUUUAUAUAGUGAAAUAGUGGCCAUGUUGCGUAAAAUAUUUCAAGAUGCCGAUUUGGUGGGGUACAAGGGCGGAAAUAUUGGACGUAAUUUAUUGAAUCGGAUCGGUGUUUCGUGCGUUAAUAUGGAAAUUUUAGGGUGCCCAAAAUAUGAAUGUUUAUUAAAGGAUAAUGGCAAUAAAUUUUUUUAUUCCUGAUAUUGGUAAAACUGGACCCCCUGAUUACGAAUAUGCUAUUAGUUUUUAUCAAAAAUGUUUUGUUCUCGAGUUAUUUCACCGUAAAUAUUCAGUACGUCCGCCAUCUUGGAUCGAUUUUCAAAAAAAUUAUCUUUUGGGUCACAUGACCUGUGUGACGUCAAGAGCAGGGUAGAAUCAAAACAGCAAAUAUAUUUUAUUAGGCGCAUAUUGCAACUUCGUACUUCUAGUGAGAAAUUUGGCGCUUUUUGAUUACUUAGAUGGAAAAUAUCCACGAUGUCAAGUAGAUAAGGUAUUGCCUUAUCAAUUUGAACCUAAACUGGGCUUACAAACAAGCGAUAGCGGUGACGAGAGCGACUCCGAAGAACAGAGUGAAUCGUCUGACGAGGAAAUCACCAAGUGUUUGAGGUCGAAAAUGCUUGGCGCAUUUCGCAUUGAAGCCAAAGGAUAUUGA
Molecule: messenger RNA, 952 nt
Organism: Paramuricea clavata
Lineage: Eukaryota; Metazoa; Cnidaria; Anthozoa; Malacalcyonacea; Plexauridae
Source: the annotation of a GenBank genome assembly